AUGGAUAUCUUUAAACAAGCUAGAAGGAGUGCAAAGGCUGCCAUCACGAGGCAGAAUAAUUGGAUUCAGGAUAAUAUUUCAUUGCCGGAUGAACACCAGUUGAGGGUUCGUCGUGAAGUCUUACAGGCUGCUUAUGAUAAAUAUACUGAGUCACAGGAUGAAAUUGACAAUUUAUUGUGUGAAGAUUCCGCCGUUGUCGACAGCGAGGAUUGCAACAGUGUAGAAGAUAUCUCACCUGUUCAAAUACCGUCUCCAGAAAAAGAUCUGAGAAUGUCUACUAAGAGAAGUUCGAUAAAAGCAUGUUUCACUGGUAAUAUAAUAACUUUAAAAAUUAUAAGUUUAUAUCCACUGGAAAGCCAUUCGUGGCUCUUUAAGCCUUAUACUUGGUUUUGUUUGAUUGUGUUUAUGGUACCGAUUCCUGUACUAUCAAUUUACAAUAUUUGGAUAGCAGAUCCUGUCGAGCGGAUUAAAAAAAUGCAAAAUAUAUUUCUUGUUAUGGAACUUACAGCACAAAUUUUUAAAUUCUUGCCUUUUAAAAUGCAUCCUGAAGGUGUUAAAAAAAGUUUAGAAAUGUGGGAUAGUGACAUAUUUAAUUCAUACUCCAAAGAAGAUGAGAAAAUUGUGACAAACGCCAUGAGGAAUUAUAAAAUUCUUUUUAAUGUAACUCUUUAUGGUAGUUUACUCAGCUUUAGUUUUUAUAUUUUGUCGGUUACUUUUAGUCCGAUAAGAGUAAUGCCAAUAGACAUAUGGUUGCCAUUUGAUGCUCUUAAUAACACUCUUAUUUAUACAGCUCUCUGCAUAUUUGUUUAUGUGUCUGUAUAUCAAGGUUGUGCUGCAAAUGCAGCCGGUGAUACCCUAUUGAUGGGAAUUACGUACCAAUCUGCCAUUCAGAUAAUACUACUAAAAAGAAGAUUUAUGUGUUUAAAUGAGAACGUUGAUAAUGAAAUAAGAAGACACUGUGAUGAAUCUAUGGAUAAAAUUUCCAAACAAAAUCUAAGAGAUGUACUAGUUUAUCAAUAUAUAGUUAAAAAUACUGCUAUUUAUAACGAAAUAAAUGGGUACGUAAAGGAGAUUGAAAAGCUUUAUUCAUUGACAUUUUUUUCACAACUGCUUGUACGUAAAGGAGAUUGA
Diabrotica balteata is the source of this 1131-nucleotide messenger RNA. Lineage: Eukaryota; Metazoa; Arthropoda; Insecta; Coleoptera; Chrysomelidae. The record is from the annotation of a GenBank genome assembly.